Messenger RNA from Canis lupus familiaris (dog), 3826 nucleotides. It is a transcript of the gene ADCY4, whose product is annotated as adenylate cyclase 4. The coding region runs from base 669 to 3749 and encodes 1026 amino acids. Lineage: Eukaryota; Metazoa; Chordata; Mammalia; Carnivora; Canidae. The transcript is spliced from 25 exons. Gene Ontology annotation, molecular function: adenylate cyclase activity. The record is from RefSeq and is a predicted model, not a curated record. Gene Ontology annotation, cellular component: plasma membrane. Gene Ontology annotation, biological process: intracellular signal transduction; adenylate cyclase-activating G protein-coupled receptor signaling pathway; adenylate cyclase-inhibiting G protein-coupled receptor signaling pathway.
GAUUGGGCCCCACAUUCUUCCCUACGUUCUCAUCAGCCUUUGACUCCAGCACCGCUGCAUUCUCCCCGUGGCCAAGGGUUCCACUCCCAUUUUGACACUUGCUCCUGCGCCCAGCCCAGCCCACCCCCUCGCAUCUCCCACAGUCCCAUUCCCCUUUCUCAAGGGGACUGGAGGGGGGAGGCGACGCCAGUGUUAGGGGAGACAAUGAGGGAGGGAGGAGGCCUGGGGAGUCCGCCACCGCGCACGGGAAGGGGCCGGGCAGUCCGGCCGGGGAAGUGGGAGGGGGCCGCGGCGCGGGAGGGAAGCGCCUGCCGCCCGCGGCUCUAAGCCACUAGCUCCUCGGCGGCCGGGACUCCACCACCGGCCAUCGCGGGCUCCCUCCUCGGCCUCGGCCUCGGCCUCGCCCAGCAGCCGCGGCAGCCUCGCGGGCCGAUCUAGCCUCAGACCCAGGCUUCCUGAUCACUGUGCUGUGUGCGCUCGGCGGCUUCUCACUGCUGCUGGGCCUGGCAUCCUGCGAGCAACGGCUACAGCGCUGGACCCGUCCCCUGUCCGGCCUCGUGUGGGCAGCGCUCCUGGGGCUGGGCCAUGGCUUCCUCUUCACUGGGGGCCUGGUGAGCGCCUGGGACCAGGUGUCCUUUUUCCUCUUUGUCAUCUUCACCGUGUAUGCCAUGUUGCCCUUGGGUAUGCGGGAUGCCACCGCCGCGGGCCUUGCCUCAUCACUCUCCCACCUGGUGGUCCUUGGGCUGUACCUUGGGCCUCAGCCGGACUCCCAGCCCGCGCUACUGCCGCAGCUGGCAGCAAACGCGGUGUUGUUCCUGUGUGGGAAUGUGGCCGGAGCGUACCACAAGGCGCUGAUGGAGCGUGCGCUGCGCGCCACAUUCCGGGAGGCACUUCGUUCGCUGCAUUCGCGCCGGCGGCUGGACACGGAGAAGAAGCACCAGGAACACCUUCUCUUGUCCAUCCUUCCUGCCUACUUGGCUCGAGAGAUGAAGGCAGAGAUCAUGGCCCGGCUUCAGGCUGGACAGGGGUCACGGCCAGAGAGCACCAACAACUUCCAUAGCCUCUAUGUCAAGAGACACCAAGGAGUUAGCGUGCUCUAUGCUGACAUCGUGGGCUUCACACGACUGGCCAGUGAGUGCUCCCCUAAGGAGUUGGUGCUCAUGCUCAACGAGCUCUUUGGCAAGUUCGACCAGAUUGCCAAGGUCAGAGGGGGCCUCCCUCCCUACCCAGGGCCCUUCAAAUGCUCCACCCUGGAGAGCCCCUUCCAAGGGAAACUCCUGACACCUAAGAUCCCAGUCCCAUUUCAGAGCCCAUGUAUCCCAAUGGAAGAUAUUCCAAUGGAAGUAGGAAACCCUCUCAAACAACCCCAGGAGCAUGAAUGCAUGCGGAUCAAGAUCCUGGGAGACUGUUACUACUGUGUCUCUGGGCUACCGCUCUCCCUGCCAGACCACGCCAUCAACUGUGUGCGCAUGGGGCUGGACAUGUGCCGGGCCAUCAGGAAACUCCGGGCAGCCACCGGCGUGGACAUCAACAUGCGUGUGGGGGUGCAUUCAGGCAGUGUGCUCUGCGGAGUCAUCGGGCUGCAGAAGUGGCAGUAUGAUGUCUGGUCCCAUGAUGUCACCCUGGCCAACCACAUGGAGGCGGGUGGCGUGCCAGGAAGAGUACAUAUUACAGGAGCUACCCUGGCCCUGCUGGCAGGGGCUUAUGCUGUGGAGGACGCAGCCAUGGAACACCGAGACCCAUACCUUCGGGAGCUAGGGGAGCCUACCUACCUAGUCAUCGAUCCCCGGGCUGAGGAAGAGGAUGAGAAGGGCACUGCAGGAGGGUUGCUAUCCUCUCUCGAGGGCCCCAAAAUGCGUCCCUCAGUGCUGAUGACCCGCUACCUGGAGUCCUGGGGCGCAGCCAAGCCUUUUGCCCACCUGAGCCACCUAGAGAGCCCCGUGUCCACCUCCACCCCUCUCCCGGAGAAGACGCUGGCCUCCUUCAGCCCCCAGUGGAGCCUGGACCGGAGCCGUACCCCCCGGGGACUAGAUGAUGACCUGGACACUGGGGACGCCAAGUUCUUCCAGGUCAUCGAACAGCUCAACUCUCAGAAACAGUGGAAGCAGUCAAAGGACUUCAACCCACUGACACUGUACUUCAGAGAGAAGGAGCUGGAGAAAGAGUAUCGACUCUCUGCACUCCCUGCCUUCAAAUACUAUGCAGCCUGCACCUUCCUGGUUUUCAUCUCCAAUUUUGUCAUCCAGAUGCUGGUGACCAACAGGCCUCCAGCUCUGGCCAUCACCUAUAGCAUCACCUUCUUCCUCUUCCUCCUCCUCCUCUUCGUCUGCUUCUCAGAACACCUGACGAGGUGUGUCUUGAAAGGCCCCAAGAUGCUGCACUGGCUGCCCACACUGUCUGGCUUGGUGGCCACCCGGCCUGGACUGCGAAUUGCCCUGGGCACUGCCACCAUCCUCCUCGUUUUUGUCAUGGCUGUUACCAGCCUGUUCUUCUUACCGGCAGCAUCGAACUGUCCUUUCCGGGCUCCCAAUGUGUCCUCCGUGGCUUUCAACCUCUCCUGGGAACUCCCUGGGUCCCUGCCUCUCAUCAGCAUCCCAUACUCUAUGCACUGCUGCGUGCUGGGGUUCCUGUCCUGCUCCCUCUUCCUGCACAUGAGCUUCGAGCUGAAGUUGCUGCUGCUUCUGCUGUGGCUGGGGGCUUCCUGCUCCCUCUUCCUGCACUCCCAUGCCUGGCUGUCCGACUGCCUCAUCUCCCACCUCUAUCCGGAUCCCUUGGACUCCAGGCCAGGGGUACUGAAGGAGCCCAAACUGAUGGGAGCUAUCUCCUUCUUCAUCUUCUUCUUCACCCUCCUUGUCCUGGCUCGGCAGAAUGAGUAUUACUGCCGCCUGGACUUCCUGUGGAAGAAGAAGCUGCGGCAGGAGCAGGAGGAGACAGAGACAAUGGAGAACCUGACUCGGCUGCUGUUGGAGAACGUGCUCCCUGCUCACGUGGCCCCCCAGUUCAUUGGUCAGAACCGGCGCAACGAGGACCUCUACCACCAGUCCUACGAGUGUGUCUGUGUCCUCUUCGCCUCAGUUCCAGACUUUAAGGAGUUUUACUCUGAAUCCAACAUCAACCAUGAGGGUCUAGAGUGCCUGCGGCUGCUCAAUGAGAUAAUUGCUGAUUUUGAUGAGGCCUGGGGCUGGGCUUCUGAGAGGGAGGAGGGAGAGAGCAAGAAAGCCUGGGGACACAGCCUCCUUUCUGUACAGCUGCUCUCAAAGCCCAAGUUUAGUGGGGUGGAGAAGAUCAAAACCAUUGGCAGCACCUACAUGGCAGCUACAGGCUUAAAUGCCACCUCUGGACAGGACGCACAGCAGGAUGAUGAGCGAAGCUGCAGCCACCUGGGCACCAUGGUGGAGUUUGCAGUGGCCCUUGGAUCAAAGCUGGAUGUCAUCAAUAAGCACUCAUUUAACAACUUCCGCUUACGUGUGGGGUUGAACCAUGGACCUGUAGUGGCUGGAGUGAUUGGGGCCCAGAAGCCACAGUAUGACAUCUGGGGCAACACGGUGAAUGUGGCCAGCCGCAUGGAAAGUACAGGAGUUCUGGGCAAGAUCCAAGUGACUGAAGAGACAGCGCAGGUGCUGCAGUCCUUAGGCUAUACCUGCUACAGCCGGGGCAUCAUCAAAGUCAAAGGCAAAGGGCAGCUCUGCACCUACUUCCUGAACACAGAUUUGACGCGAACUGGCCCUCCCUCGGCCACCCUAGGCUGAGACUCCCAACCACCCUCUCUAUUCUAAGAUCCUCAAUAAAAGGACUCAGGGGGCACCUGGGAGGCUCAGUCUGUUAA